Molecule: messenger RNA, 585 nt
Organism: Nymphaea colorata (pocket water lily)
Lineage: Eukaryota; Viridiplantae; Streptophyta; Magnoliopsida; Nymphaeales; Nymphaeaceae
Exons: 2
Coding region: 1-585 (194 amino acids)
Biological process (GO): phospholipid translocation
Cellular component (GO): plasma membrane
Molecular function (GO): ATPase-coupled intramembrane lipid carrier activity
Source: RefSeq, a predicted model, not a curated record
AUGGGGGUAUUGUUUCCCAAGAUCAACGACGAGUCGCGAGUGCUGGAGCUAAACAGUACAGAGUACCGACUGAGGGGAAAUAAAAUCGAUACCGCCAAGUAUAGCGUGGUCACCUUCCUCCCCAAGUCCCUCCUCCUCCAGUUCACCAGGCUCUCCAACGUCGUCUUCCUCGCCAACGCAGUCCUGCAGUCCAUCCCCAUCAUCUCCACCAUUUCUCCCCUCACCGCCAUCGGACCGCUCGCCUUCGUGCUCAGCCUCAGCAUGCUCCGCGAGGGCUACGAGGACUAUGUGCUCAGAGAGGGAGAGUUUCGCGUGGUGGAGUGGGACCAGGUGCGGCCGGGGGACUUCGUGAAGAUCCUCAACGGAGAAGUGGUCCCCGCUGAUACGCUGCUGCUGGUUUCGUCCUCAGAAGCGGGCAUCUGCUACGUGGAGACUGCCAACCUCGACGGAGAGAGCAACCUCAAGGAGAAACGCACAGUUACCGAAAUCUCCCACCUCUCCACGGGGCAACUGGAGGCGCUGCGAGGCACGGUGACUGCCGAAAAGCCUACUCCUAACCUGUACGAAUUCUCAGGGAAGGCUUAG